Psylliodes chrysocephalus is the source of this 3777-nucleotide messenger RNA. Lineage: Eukaryota; Metazoa; Arthropoda; Insecta; Coleoptera; Chrysomelidae. The record is from the annotation of a GenBank genome assembly.
CCUCUUUCAAUCAAAGCCACAUUUCCUUCAAUAUCGUCCAAAUUAUCGGGAGGUUUACAUCCAUUUUUAGGCAAUAUCGGGACCAAUGGAACAUUCUUUACGUGAAAUGAUGCAUUCUGUAAACAAUUUUUAUUAUAGACUUGAAUGAAAACUGAGCGAAUUCGUUUAUAUUUACGAAAGGGGACCCAAAGUCUUUAGCUGGACGAAUUCUUUUUCAGUUACAAAAAUUAUUUUUAAUCUAAAAUGGAAGAAAAUUCGAAAGAUCUAUCGGAAAAUGAAGAAAUUAAAUCGACAGCCGUAGUAAAAUAUUCUUUUCCAAAACCAGCACAGUUUAUGAAAUUACAAUGUAAUACAGAUCUUAAUUUACCUCCUUCUAACUGGCUAAGUAGUUCUGCGGAUUCGUAUGGCUUACAACAUGUUCUUACACAUCACAAAGGUUUUUCUAGCUUUAAAAUGGCUCAAAUGUUCCCCGAUUGCGUAGGUGAAGUAGAUGUAGUCUCAGAUGCUGAGAAUAUUAAAAAAUUACUAAAGAUGCCGUACCACAAAGGUCAUAUAAGCAUGAUGGUCCAUCGUAUAGAAAACACACUGCUUAUAGACGAUUUCGACAUCUACAAACACUUGUUAAAAACGGCGGAAACGGAAUGGGAAUGGUUGAGGAAAUUUUUCUUCGAAAAUAUAAGUCGUGCCACUUACGAUGAAGACAGGAAUUUGUAUAUAAACAGUAGGAGGCGAGAAGCCCUGAAAGAAAAAAGUCUUGUUUCGAAAUUUUUAUAUCAUAGUUUAGUGCCUACAGAAACUACAGAGAAUAACAAACAAUUAGAAAAUAAUCAACCCGUUAAGGAUCCGUUGUUGCCUGAACCAUCCCCUUCCACAGAAUGUCCAGAUUCUCCCACUUCCACACAUAAAUACAAUAGAAAUGUUGUGUGGACUUUUGAGGAUAUAGAAAUGCUAUUAGGUACAGAUAUGCCGAUUUUUGGCGGAGGCACCCAUCCUUGCAUAUCGCUGCGAUUAAGAGAUAUGAGCAAACCCAUCAACGUUUUGACUGGUAUUGAUUACUGGCUGGAUAACCUCAUGUCCAACGUGCCAGAGGUCGUGAUGUGUUAUCAUUUGAACGGAAUAGUCCAGAAAUACGAGCUCAUCAAAACGGAAGAUUUGCCGCGAAUGGAUAAUUCCAAAUUUUCCCCGAAAUUGAUAAGAGAUGUAGCGCAAAGUAUUCUCAGUUUUUUGAAAUCGAACGCCACUAAAGCGGGGCAUACGUACUGGCUAUUUAAAGGAAAAGAUGAAGAAGUAAUCAAACUUUACGACCUAACGAGCUUAUGUUCCGAGAAAGACGUCGAAAAAGGUCAAAACCCAUUCACGAUCCCCGUCGCCAUGCUUUUGUAUCGUGUAGCCAGAAACAUGAAACACUCGUCAGACAGAUCUCAGCCCGGUACCAUCAGAAUGCUUUUGAAAAACUGCAUAAAACUGUUACCGCAAGAAAAAUACCCGGAAAUCGUUACGUCCUCGCUAUAUAUGUUGUCCGACCUCUACGUUCCCGCAAAAACGAAUCCCGAAAAUCCCGGAUUGAAUGAUAACGAAAACGAGGAGGAAAAUGAAGCUUAUUACGAGGACGAUAUGCCGGACGAAGAGGACGAGGAGCAAGCCAUGAAGAUUCUCGUCUUGGAAAAUAAUAGAUUCGAGAAGUUUAAAAAUUAUUACAAACCACCUGCUCCUAUUGUCGGAGGUGUGGAAGAAAGAUGUAUACAGGCCAUCCAACACGUCUCCGCCGGUCUCAACUGCCUCAAAUUCUUCCCCAUAACCAACGCCAAUGAAAAAAGUCCGACCAAGCAAAAUGAAGAAGAAAUCAAAAUGGCAAAACCCUUCGAACCGAUCCCAAUGCCGUACUCCAAGCUGAACGACAACAAAUUAGCGUCGGAUUCAACCAAAAAAAGUAAGAAGAAAGACCGAAAGAAAAAGGCAGAAAACAAAAAUCAAGAAAAACUAACCAACGCGUUGUUGCCAAAGAAUUUAAACGAGGCGCAACCUUUACCUACUUGGCAGGAAACCGAAACCAAUAAUAUCUCGUGGAAGGAUCAUCUGAAGACUUUGUUGUACGAGAAAGCCGUCUUGGUGUACGCCACUCUAUCUGAACACCAUUUUCUAUCGGGGAACUACGGGUUAAGCCUGAAGUACAUCGGUUAUCUAGCUAGAUGUCAAUUGAUCAUGAACAUGCUGCAGUACGCUUCAAACGCUUUGAGGGAAAACUGCCUUUUGGGCAGAGCUGGUGAUUGUUGUAUAAUGAUGAUCCAAUACUGGGCCAAAUGCGAGCAAUAUAACGAGCAACUCCACAGCGCCCAAGAAGAAGACUUCAAAAUGUUAGAACAACUCGAGCAAGACGAACAAUUCUACAACAUAAGCAUAGGAGAAAGCGAAAUGCGUUGCGUCUUUCUCUUCGACAUCAGAACCAUCGAACAAAUGCUGUUGAAGAGCAUCGAAUGCUACGAAGCUGCAUUGAAGCUGUCGGAAAGCGAUAGUAUUUUGCGCCGAUUGGCCAAUAGCUUGAACGAAGUCGGUUCCUACUAUCUGAAUAGGGCUAAAGUCGAAAAGAAGGUGAACGAUAUCACGCUAACUUGCAAGAAGGCCGAAACGUAUUUGAUACGCGGGUUGGAAUUGUUCGAGAAGGUUAAAGAUGACGCGAACGUCGCUUUGCUUUACACGAACAUCGGGCAUUUGUAUAGAUUGCUAGCGCACGCCAACACGCCUGCUGAUAGAGGGGAGAUUACGCAGCAGGAGAAAGUUCAUUAUAAUAAAGCCAUUAUGAAUUAUAAGAAAGCCCUGCAGGUUUUGGGCGAUAGGGAUAAUUGUCCUGGAAUUUGGGACGCCGUUAAGUGGGAAUUAUCCACAGCUUUAUUUAACAUGGGGUGGAUAAUGCACGAGAACCCGCCCGCUCAUUUGAGCAAACCCGAAGCUGAAAGAGAAGUCAUAGAAACGCUGCAGAAAGCCUUACAAUACUGCGAUUUCGACGAAAACAAUCCCAAAUAUCCCUUAUACAUAUACCGCGCGGCCAUAAUCCACUACAGGAUCGGUUCAUUGUACCACAGCCACAUUUGGUCGGCGCCCAACGAUUCAGCCAACAGAAAAAACAUCAUUCAAUUAGCCAAAAUCAAUUACGAGAAAGCUUCGAAGAUGUACCUGCAGAGUUCGGAUGCCGUGAACUAUUUGACGUCGCAGAUGCAGCGGGUCGCGUUGUCGGAAUAUCUGGCUGAAACCACCAACGCAUUAAACACGAAAAUCAAACACCUUCAACACUGCCUGGAAAUCGUCCUGGAACUAAACGAAAUGAUCCAGUUAUUGGUAGACAAAAAAAUAGAUAUAGAAGAGAAGUCGGAAGAAGAUGAGGAGAAGACUGACAGCAAGACCAAAUUCAAAACGUGUUUUUCCUUGCUGAAAUUGGUCAGCACACGAUUGCAGCAAGUCCUGAAACUGCUCGUGAAGUGUUGUCUCACGAAACCUCCACCAAAUAAAGACUGUGAAAAGUUAGCGGAACUGUACAAGAAAUGUUAUAAGCGAUCGUUCGAUUUGAAAGAGGGUUUGAAUUGUGAGGAGUUGUUGAUUAAAUUGAGAACCGUCUUGGCGGCCAUCAGGAGCGAGUGUGAGAUUUUAAAUGAUUUAUGAAUUCGAAGUUAAAUUUUAAAAAUGUACAUUUUUUUAGUAUUGUCAUGUUUUUUCGCUUUUACCUUCGUAAGGUUCAAGUUUUUAAAAAGUGUUACUUAAAACAGUGUUUAUAUUUUACUGUGA